ACAUAUAGUGGCUAGAGGCGCGGUAGUGGUGGCCGAUCGCCGCCGUCAGUGUGUAGACGCCACCACGACGGUUCUCCACGUUCGGCCGUGUAGUCGCACACGGCACACCACGCAGUAACCGGCGUCCGCGUUCGAGGUGUCCGCUCAGUGUUUGCGAGACUGGUGCUGUGCUAUGCGUUCGCCGACGGUCAUCGUAGUUACGGGUGGUGCACGGGAUCGUAGUCGGUGCUGCAGUGACGGCGUUUGACCGCCGCCGAGUCGUCCGCGUUUCGCCUGCGGAAUACAAGCGCGCCCGCGCACGCUGCCGACUAUUAUUAUAUUAUAUUUUUGCGCGUCACGCUCGCGGUUUUGCGCUCCAACGCGUAUUAUUGUAAUAAUAAUAUAUUUAUAACAAUAUAGUACGCGUCAUAUACGCGAACGACGACUACGCGUAUACGAUUUUCACGUAAUACCGAGGCGGUAAUAUUAAUAGUAUAACACACAUAAUAUAUUAUAUAUAUAGCGCGGAGUGAGAUCAUGGCCGAAACGGUAAUAGUGUCGGACGACGCGACGGCGACCAGCACGUCGGCGCUCGUCGACCAGAUAAUCGUGGCCAAGACGUUCGCCAUGCUCGUCCUGGGCCUGGGCUCGUUCGUCCUGGGCGUCGUGCCGCUGAAGCUGACCAAGUGGUGGCGCAUGGACCCCGCGGCCGCGGCGGCCCCGCCGUCGCACCACGCCGGCCACUCGCACGGCGGCGACUCGGCCACCGGUUCGCCGGCCGUGUCGCUGCUGCUGUGCUUCGGCGGCGGCGUGCUGCUGUUCACCACGUUGCUGCACCUGCAGCCCGAGGUCCGGGAGGGCGUCGGCCGGUUGCAGAAGACCGGACAGCUGCCCGACGGACAGGGCACCGAGCACCUGGGCGACCUGAUAUUCUGCGCCGGGUUCUUCAUGGUGUUCAUCGUGGACGAGAUCGUGCACUCGGUGCUGGACCGGUGCGCGGCCAGUCACGCGGACCGCAGCUCCGCGGAGGAGGUGCUGCACCGGUCGAUGAGCCUGAGGCGCCGGACCAUGUCCAUACCGAGGGCCUCGCUGGCCGGCAGCGGAGGCUCGCCCAGUUCCGUCCCCUCGGUGACGGGCGGCAUGUCGGUGGCCAGCAACAAGGAGCUGCUGAACGACGGCAAGCCGCACGACAAGCGGUACCGGCCGGCUGGCUGGGGGUCCGGCCCUACGGCGCCGUCGUCCGCGCUGGCGGCGCACCGGCCGCGAGUCGACGAAGACGCCGAGAAACAGAUGAAGCUGGACGGCGACGGCGUCGGCGGGCCCGACGGCGGCCACUCGUUCCGCGGCCUGUUCACCGUGCUGGCGCUGUCGUUCCACGAGGUGUUCGAGGGCCUGGCCAUAGGGCUGGAGGAGCGCGUCGACAACAUGUGGUACCUGUUCAUCGCCGUGGCCACGCACAAGCUGGUCAUCGCCUUCUGCAUCGGCCUGGAACUGGCCUGGUCCAAGACCCGGCGGCCCGUGCUCGUCAUGUACGUGGCCACGUUCGCCCUGGUCACGCCCGUGGGCAUCAUCAUCGGCAUGGUGCUGGUGCAGUGCGGCACCGGCGGCACCGUGGACGGAUCUCCCGGACGGGUGGCCGUCAUCCUGCAGGGACUGGCCGCCGGCACUCUGCUGUACGUCGUGUUCUUCGAGGUGCUCGCCAGGCACAAGCAGUCGGGAUUCAUGCACCUGCUGUCCAUCAUGUUCGGAUUCAGUAUUUUGCUCGUAUUGCAAUUGAUGACUCAUCAACACAGUCACGCCCCAGUUGACAACCAUCAACAUUCGGAUCACGAUCAUUCAUCACACGAACACGAACACGAACAUGAACACGUGCAUGAUCAUUAGAAUUUCUCAAUGCUUUGAGUUACCAAGUAUUUUAUUAAGCCCAUCGUGAUCUAAGUUUGAUGUAGUUUGUAUUUCGUUAUUAAGUUAAGCUAUCAACUAUUUUGUAUUGUUUAUUUAUUUGUAUUCAAUAUUUCAAUACAUAUAAUAUAAAUAUAUACGAGUGUAUAUAGGCGAUUUUAUUAACGUAAAAUACUUACUUUAUAAUAUAGAGUUUUAAAUUUGUUAUAUAUUUUACAUUUUACUAUACAUUUUGAAGAACAUUCGACUUUAAUUGUAAGCUUAUAUAUCAUAAUACUUUCGCAAAAAAUCUAUUCUAUAUUAUUUUCAUACUAAUGAUUUUUUUAUUAAUCAUAUCCAUCAUAUUAUCAUAUUCUAAGAUAGACAUUUUUUAUUUACAAAUAUAUCGAACAUUAAACGAAUAUGAAUUCUAUUAUUUAUGAAUAAUGAUUUAUGAGCAUAUAAGGAUCUGAUAAUAAGCAUGAAGUGACAAGAAAUUUAUUUAUAAUUUGUUGAUUUACUAUUUCGCUCAUUGAUUUAAA
Molecule: messenger RNA, 2402 nt
Organism: Aphis gossypii (cotton aphid)
Lineage: Eukaryota; Metazoa; Arthropoda; Insecta; Hemiptera; Aphididae
Product: zinc transporter ZIP1-like
Exons: 2
Coding region: 517-1863 (448 amino acids)
Biological process (GO): zinc ion transmembrane transport
Cellular component (GO): plasma membrane
Molecular function (GO): zinc ion transmembrane transporter activity
Source: RefSeq, a predicted model, not a curated record